UUAACCUGUGACGUUCUUCGCCGCGCAUUGCACCACAAACUGGCAAUGUUGAGGAAAACUAUUUAAGACGGGUGAACACUCUAAUGCUACAGACCGAGUAAAGUCAGCGUAAGCAACAACUGCUGAAACGAGAAAAAAACAGAAGAAAGGAAAAAGUACCCUCCUGUUCACAAUGGUGCAUAAAACGACUAAAUGUGGAGUCCACUCGGGAAAUACCCUACGUGCGUCACACAGCAAAUACACAAAGACCUUCAGAAAGCAGUCAUGCCUUGUCCGUAAGAUUAAGAAUUCUGCCAAUCUUCGCCUCCUGCAGGAUUUUGGCAUCGCAACAGACGAUGUGGCUUACUCCCUCAGCAAGAAAGGUCGCUGGGUUUUACCUACAGUUCUCAAGGAACUCAUCCUCUUCGGGGGAUUUAGUGACGAUGACCCUAAUGUCCAACUCACCGAAAAACACAAGCUAAAAAAGACCGCCAACUGCCUGGGAUUCUACGCCUCCAAGGGACCAAUCAAAAAGGCCGUGCCAUCUAAAAAGCGAUAUUUCAAUGUUUCAAGUUUGAAGAAAAUGUCAUCUUCACCCAGUGAGAAGAAAGAGGAAGUGGUUGAUGGGGAAGAAGUUGAUGAACAUUUAGAACCAGAAAUACAAGUGGAGGUAUACCACCCAACUCCAAUCUCAAGUUCCAUCACACACAAGAAAUACAUCAAGCCAUUUCACUGUAGUGAUGAACAAGUCAGCACAAAAAGCCGAAAACCAAGACGACAUCGCACACAAAUCAAAUUUGAUCUUGAAUGCAUAGAAGAUGACUACAAAGAUGACAUCUGGGAGGAGGAGGAGGAGGAGGAGGAGGAGGAAGAAGUGGAAGUUUACAAUGAAUAUCUUUUCCAAGCUGAGUUUCAGAGACCACAGAGUUUCUUUACAGCAGCCGAUCUGUUGAAAUCAGCAACGAAAACAAGACAAAUAUUCAACAAUUCCAACAAAACGCACCGCAAACACAACAACGAUGAAAUGAAACCAAAAGCCAAAAUUGUAAAUUUGCAUGAGGAAGAUCUCAAUUCUAACUCAGAUCACCAGGAAAAAACAACAAAAGUCUCAACAAAUUCUAAACCACUUGGAUUUGAGCAAAUAAUGGUUCCUAGAAAAAUUGUCUUGCCUACCGCAGAGACACAACCAGAAUUUUUGAAAUUCAUAUAUGGUGACAAGUAUUUGGAGUGCAAUACAUUUCCUCGCACGUUUGUGAUUAACAUUACGGACGAAGUGAAAGCUAUGAUGAAACGGGAUACAAGAAUGAUGCAUAAAACUCCAUGGCUGGACUCAACUACGAUCCUGAUUUUUACUUAUGAUAUUUACACUGCUCCGUUAGACGGGGAAGAUGUCUUCGAUGUUUACCUCAAUGUUAAUAUCAAUGCAGAGAGAUUAGAACUAUCUACACUCUUUGAUUACUACGCUGGAUCACUAGAAUCCGUUAUUGGCCAAGCCGUAUCUCACAUAAAAUCGUACGGAGUAACCCAGUUUGCGCAAUCCAAACACUGUCCAAAAGGAAAAAGUGAAAUGGAGUUCAAUGCUUUAAAAGCAUGUCGAUUCCCUGGCAGAACGUCAACUUCAACGGAAGAAGGAAUUUUUGAAGAAGCUAUUUUGAGCCACGCAGAACGAAAUAGUUUAGAGGAAGAUUUUGGUCUUGGAUUCGAAGCUCUUCCACCAAAGGUUUGCUAUAUUUGCUUUGAAGAGAUGGAUGAGUACAGACCUGGGAUUGCAAUGGGAAGUUGUGGUCACUGGUUCUGCAGAGAAUGCUGGAGAGAACAUUUACUGCACCAAAAUUUCUCCAGGCUUCUCUGCCCCGAAUUCAAAUGUGGAAAAGAAGUACAUCUCACCUUGAUUUUACAAAUAUUGAACAUCACCGAUGUCCGUAAAUACUUGACCCGGAAAAAAGAAAAUCUGAUACAGAGUCAGUACAAAUAUUGUCCAAACGAAAAAUGUGGUCGCAUAAUUUCAGCGUCUUUAACAUCUAAACCCACCAACGUCGUCUGUGAGUGUGGGUUUAAGUUUUGUCCAAAAUGUUUAAAGUUUCCUCAUUGGCCUGUCUCAUGUGGAACAUCGCACGAAUAUUGGAAUCUUCUUAAGGAAAAGGGAAUUAGCAUGAAAUCGAGUAAUGAGGAUUUGUUGCCCUCUGAGGUGCAGGUGCGUGGCAAGAGCUGUCCUAAAUGCAAUCAAUUCAUAGAGAAAGAGGGCGGUUGUUAUAGCAUGGAAUGUAUUUGUGGGAUAAAUUUCUGCUGGGGAUGUCGAGGAAUUUUCGGGGUAAAUCACAUAGAUAAUGAUAAUUGCCAGCAGUGGAAACAUGGUGACCUACAUAAAACUGUUAAACGACGCCUAAAAACAGACCCGCUUCUAUCACUUAAAUUUAAAGAAGAACCCGCACUCAUUCAAGCUGCUGUCAAACAGCGUUCAGAGAGAGCUCUCUCCAAGACAUUACUGAUGAAAAGGAAAUCUCAAUCGUGGUGCUUGAAAAUUCGAACUCUCGGACAAAAAUCCUCCACAAAAGUUGCCAAUUUACUGGCAGGAUGUGUAUCAACAGAUAACAUUUUCUCCAAUUUCGAUGGCUUGCUACGAAAAAUGAUAAAGCUCUAUUUGGAAAUGCGCCAUCUUGCGGAAUACACCGCCGUUUUUGCACAACAACAGAAUAGUCAGUCACGGAAAAGCUUGAACUGUGUACUUGAUCGCAUGGAUGAUUUGGCCACACAGAUUUACAUGGAAUUUCAGAUGGACACCAAUUCAGAUCUACCGUCUCUUGUAGUUCGUAUGUUAGAUAUCAAAGAUCAUUGCAUGCGUUCUGUGACUGGACUUGUCAAAAUUAUCGAUGAGAUGAAUUUAGACUAAGUUUCUUUUGAUUAAAAUUCACCAGUCUGAAUACAUAUAUAUGUUUUUAGAAAUUACGACUGGAUGGAUAUUUUAGAUGCACUGCAGUUUGACCCCAACACCUCAUACAGGUUAUUAGGUCGUCAAAAUGCAGGAUUCCCAUUGACCAUAUUAGUCAUGUGACCCAAUGCGGUGCAUAUGCAAGAUGUAUAAUGGUAUUGAAAUGUAAAUUUAAAAAAGAGAGAAAUAAAGGGCUUUCAGAUUCACAUAAA
This is a messenger RNA of Ostrea edulis (European flat oyster), 3120 nucleotides long. RefSeq lists its product as uncharacterized. Gene Ontology annotation, molecular function: ubiquitin conjugating enzyme binding; zinc ion binding; ubiquitin protein ligase activity. The transcript is spliced from 2 exons. The coding region runs from base 173 to 2869 and encodes 898 amino acids. Gene Ontology annotation, cellular component: Golgi apparatus; cytoplasm; endoplasmic reticulum. The record is from RefSeq and is a predicted model, not a curated record. Lineage: Eukaryota; Metazoa; Mollusca; Bivalvia; Ostreida; Ostreidae. Gene Ontology annotation, biological process: regulation of apoptotic process; protein polyubiquitination; ubiquitin-dependent protein catabolic process.